AUGGCAACAACUCCGCAGCCCCCUCCAUUCAACAAUGAAAAUGCUUUUAAGGAGCUCACCCGUAUCAUCAAAGAUGGGUUUAAAAGCUUAGAGCAGAUGAUCAGUCAGCUCGAUUCGAAUGAGCAUGCUGAACGUGACAAUAAGGCUACGGACUCGAAAGCUGAGCCAUCUGAGGUUACUGACCAAAUGGAUAUGGCUGAGCUAUCGAAUAUUGCGAUUUCACACGUACACGAACAGCCUAAACCCUUCCGCUUCAAUGAGCUACCGCUCGAGUUGCGUUUAGAAAUCUGGAAGAUGGCGAUGCCAAGCAAGCGCAUUUUUGAACCGUGGGUUAUGCUCCGGCAACCACAUGCUCGACACCAGCUCAACCCGGAAGAUCCACCGCUUGUGAAGCUGAAAAGGAAACACCCACCGCCUGCGUUGCGGGCUCUUGGCGAUAAGCGUGAUGUCAAAAGUUUGUGCGAAGUCUCAAAGACUCUUUAUGACUUGGCAUCGACCCGUCUCUACAGCCUGCACGAAGUCAUCCUGCAAUCACUCGACGAAGAUUGUCUGGAUGAGGUUCAUGUGAAAGAAUUACUUCGAGCUGCAGGACGACCGAACAAUCUCCUGUCGCGUGUAGUCAACCUACGGAUAUCAGCCCCAUUCUCCAAAAGACUAAGGCACCGGUGCAUACAUGGCGACGAAAACGAUUAUGGCGACGAUGGCCAAGUAAACGACCUCUCCUCACUGCAACGGCUUAGUAACCGUAUUCUACCCAUUUUGCAAAACCUCCAAGAUGGAAAACUUCGAAAAUUCAAUUGGGACAUGGGCGUAUGUGUCCCUAGGCAAAUUCUCGGCAAAAACGGAUAUCUCCCAAACAAUCAGAGUCACCUUGAAUACGUCCGUCUGGUGACGGACCCGACCUGCGUCUGUAACUCCCAUACCUCACCACUUGCCUUGCAGGAACUACGGUGUUUGAAAGGCAUUUCUUGGACGGGGCUAAGAACAAGACCCGACCUUGUUGCGCUUGGCCUAGCACUGCAGGAGAACGCGGGCCAUCUCGAAGUCUUAGAGUUAGACUUCAUCGACUGGCCGUUGGUAAGGAGGCACUGGAACGACUUGGGCGAUGAUUUUGGAGACUUCUUCGACUAUGCGUUGAGAGUGCGCCCUCGCUCAACCAACCGUCGAUAUCCAGCCCUACAAAAGCUGUCCCUUUCUGGCCUUGAUCUAACCCCAUACUUCCGCGGAAUUGCUGCCGCUAUGGAUUCUGUAUCACUUCAGUCAAUAGCUGUGCACCGAUGCCUAGGCUGGGAGUUGCUCCUGGAACACUGGAUAGAGUCACACCGUCCAUUAAGCAUUAAAUCAUUGGAGAUAUAUCAGCCCUUGAUAUCUGAGGGUAUAUCCGGUGUAGAGGAGCAGGCCUUACGAACUUUUCUGGAGAACGUUAGUGGGUUGGAGAACCUUUAUCUCUCACUUCCCAGUCCGAUGGGUACAAAGAUCUUGUGGAGAACGGCAGUGCGACACAGGGCGACUCUACGACGGUUCAUCUACCAUGCUAGAAGCGUAAAUCUUGACGGUGAGUCCGACCGAUUUGAAGAGGAAAUGGACCUGAAUGACAUGGCACUGUUGAGUGACUCAUUCCUGGCUCGCUUGGGUGAGGAAUAUUCUGUAGGGGGAAUGGAGUUUGAAGAUCAUUUGUGGUUCACAGAACAGUCGCCAAAUCCGCUAGAGGUUCUGGAACCGUUCUCCGGCAAGGAGAGCCUACAAAUUGUGCAUAUUAGGCAAUCGGGGCCCGAUAUUAAGCAAUUUGGCUCUUGGGUCUUCAACCAGAUCUGGUUAGAUGAUGCGACCCUGUUCGAGGACUACAUUGGCCCGGCUCGGCGGGAGCUCUGUGAAGACGGUAUGCUGGGGUGGGUUUCUUGGCAAUCGGAUGUGGCCAACACCAAGGAUAACCUCGUCGCGACCAUCCUGACCAACAGCCUUUGCGAGUUUGCCGAUUGGGCUUUCGGUGCAAAUGGCAUUACGUCUCUCCAUAUUAUAGCAUACGGAGACUUUUCGUGCCAGGGGAGAGACCAUACCGGCUCUAUAUAA
Messenger RNA from Pochonia chlamydosporia 170, 2070 nucleotides. RefSeq lists its product as hypothetical. NCBI's taxonomy places the organism in Eukaryota, Fungi, Ascomycota, Sordariomycetes, Hypocreales, Clavicipitaceae. The transcript is spliced from 6 exons. The coding region runs from base 1 to 2070 and encodes 689 amino acids. The record is from RefSeq and is a predicted model, not a curated record.